Messenger RNA from Physella acuta, 2669 nucleotides. RefSeq names its product mucin-2-like. NCBI's taxonomy places the organism in Eukaryota, Metazoa, Mollusca, Gastropoda, Physidae. The record is from RefSeq and is a predicted model, not a curated record.
GGUAGUAGAUGUAAAAUACUUUCCAACUUGAGCUCACAUCCAUGCUCAACGGACUACGGCAUGUUUCUGUCUUCACCUUAUUGGAAGUUCAUAUAGUUAUCACCGGUACGUCGUGUUAAUAUUAUAACGGGGAAAAUUUAUCCGGCGCUAGACUUGUGUUAAUGAUAGUGUGUACAAUCUAUUGAGAAACAUUUUUAUAACCCAAUAACAAUGGUGAGAUUUCUUAUCGUAUACAGUUUUAUUUUUUAUCUGAUGAUUUUGACUACUGUAGCCAUUCCAUACGACAUGUUGGCGAACCUUAUGGAAAUCUUAAAUUCCUCAAGAAACGAUAGAUCACCUUCUGUAAACGGACAAGAUGCUCAGAUAUCUCAGUAUUCUGAUACGCCUAGGCAAUCACGUUUGACUGGAGAAAUAUUUCACCCCGGAGAAACUAUGAGGUCCCCAUCGUACCAACCCGGAGAAACUGUUAGGUCUCCACUUUACCCACCUGGAUCGUCCAUUACGACGUCAGUCCACGUGACUAAAACCGUCAACAACCAGCUGCACCGACCUAUCUAUGGAGGCUACCAGGUACCAGAGGUCGGCUGGGAGCAAACUGGGUCUCUGUGGGAAACACCCAGUGUUCGUGAGUGGAGUAACCCGCACGCUGGCUUCAUCAGAGAAUGGGUUCACCCCCUUCGAUCAACAGCUGCCCGGGUUCGACAAAGUAUCAACUCAUUGGACGAUCUGUACUCACGACAGUUGCUAAUACACCCCGCCUACAGGCGUUCGGACGAUUCGUUUAGCGAAUACAUUCGACAAGCGACCUACGAUUGGUUAAGAACGUUAAAAAACGUCCAUUUUAGAACUCCUGUCACGACAGACAUUCCUCAUACAACAACAUCUCUUACCAGAAUGUCUACAACGUUAAGGCAGACCACCACUAUAAUGAUAGAUCGGAAUACAACAACAACAGCUUCAGUCAAUACAACGGUAGCAGACGACACAGCAUCAGAAACUGGCCCCGAGACGACGACAGCUGCUAUCAACAUGAGUUCUAGUAACAACACAGAGGAGAACACUACGUCAUACAUCAACUCUACACACAACACAACUCUUCCUCAAAAUACAGCACAAACCACUGUACCAACAACACCAACUUCCACAAGGUCUUCUAAUACCACCAGACCAACUUUAACAUCAACUACACCAAAUUCUACAACAAAACUAACUACAAAGGCGACUACACCAAAAUCAACUACCACAUUAACUACAUCAAUAUCUACUACUAAACCAUCAAUUACAUCUACAACAACCAGACCUACAACUGCGUCAAGUACAGCAACAACUACAUCUUCAUCAUCAACAAUACCUACAACAACAUCAGCUGCAUCUACAUCAACAACAACGUCUACAACAACAACUACAUCAACUAUAUCAACACGAACAACAAGGAGAACAACGAGAAGGACAACUACUCCCGCACUAAGAACCACUCAAGUCAUUAUCGAUCCUUUUAUUGACCAGGGUGUGGAAGGCAGUUUUCUUCCUGAUCAGCCAAACUUAGGAACCCGCUGGGGGCAACAUAUUGAACAUACAGCAGACAAUAUUAUCUGAUUGCUUCAAUAUCUCAUGAUAAAAACUAAAACAGGAAAAAGCUACCAAGUGAUUGGUUUGACAAAUGUUGAUAUUAUAAAAUAUUAGAUAUAUUUUCAAUUAAAUCUUUGAUAUUUCAUUUACAAAUCCACGUUUAAACUUCAUUUAAAAUGACGCGACUUUGCUGUGCUUUUUAUCUUUUAAUUUAAAAUGUUCUAUCAGAAGUAAAGCCUUUGAAUUUAUGUUUUACCCUGUUGAAUAACGAGUAAAGGGAAGCAUUUUAAUCGUAUGAACAACAUAGUUUUAGUACCGUUUCUGUUAGGUGGACGAAAUGUUAAUAUGUUAUUCAUAAGCCCUAGAUGUAGGGUUCAGUCAGCUGUUGAAGUAGUAGGCCUACUUCACUAUAUUUCCGAUUUCUCACAUUUUGAUAAUUUCACAUCACUUUCUCAUAAAUCAGCUUAUUCUAAAAACUUUUCGUCUCUGUUUUCUGUAGUGGCUUUGCCAUAAACGUUCCUAGCAUUUCUAUCGCAUAGUCCGAUUCUCAUGUAAGUGACACCCCAAUCCUCCUUGUUCAUUGUUAUUAAAGAGCAUACAUAAAACCAAGUAAGUUUACUAGAGCUUACUUUACUAGCGCGUUAUUUAUGGUAUAUUACUCAUAAAAAUAUUAAAACAAAAUCCAUAACUACUGAAUAUACUACAAUGUGGUCGGUAGCGCACGACUGCUUAUGUUGCGACAAAACUGAACACUUUAUCGCUAAGUUUCUAUCUGCCAAAUCUUAGAGCUUAAUCUAGAGUUUGUUAAGAAAAAUAAAUAUUUUAAACAUUAAGCGUUUGAUUCAUGUUAGUUUUUAUACAUAAAAAAACAGAUCCAGAUUGCAGAGCAGUAAACAAUAAAUUUUGUGUAUAAACCAAAAGUUUUCCUAGUAUUAUUUUCUGUAGUUGAACACGGCAUAAUAUAAUAAGGUGUAAAGCCACUGCAGGCUCACAAUCUCUGUUUCCUUCAUCACCCCCUGGGGUAGCCUAUUUAGUUUAUAAAUAUAGGUCUACGUACCGUAAUUUAAUUACCCCAUGGGCUGGGGUUAUAAAAAAAAUAA